This is a messenger RNA of Cladophialophora immunda, 2342 nucleotides long. RefSeq lists its product as uncharacterized. The transcript is spliced from 3 exons. NCBI's taxonomy places the organism in Eukaryota, Fungi, Ascomycota, Eurotiomycetes, Chaetothyriales, Herpotrichiellaceae. The record is from RefSeq and is a predicted model, not a curated record. The coding region runs from base 1 to 1998 and encodes 665 amino acids.
AUGGCUACGGACUCGUCGUUUUACGAUUCUUGCUCAACCGGAAGUUGGGACACUGAGAUCAACUCGGAUGACGGAGAAGAUUACCGUCGAGGUGAUGACGACGAUUUCCCUAGGACAGCACAGAGACUCAAGCCGCUUUUGACAUUGAGCUUUAACAACUGGGGAAAAGAAAGUCACCAGAGACCCAGACUUCUGUUUCGGGCUUUCGAGCCUGAACACGGAUUGCGUGCUCGCUGCUUUCUGGACAUGCGUCCUUCAACACUUCCACCGCCACCGCCCACGUACGGCGGCAACAAAUUCGGAUCGUUGGUUUAUCGACAUCUUAUCACAGACAAAACGUUUUCUUCCCCUUAUUUGUCUUUUACACAAAAUCCAAAAAGGGCGAUAGAAGCACACCUCGCUAAGAGCUCAGCACACCUCUCUAUAGCAGUCAUUGACUAUAAUGUUCUCGAAGAGGAGAUUAAGAGAUUAUAUGGCACAGGCAAUGGGCCUUGGCUUGUUCCAAGUAUCGUCACAGACUAUGGAUUUAAGGACCUAAAGAAGAUUGAAAAGGAUCAGCCUGUUAAGCAGGGUGUCAAAGGGCAGGAGGGUUACACAGGAAGGGGCGAGUUCCUAAUCUGGGGCUCUGUGCCCUGUGAUCCUGUCGCUAUCCUGUGUUGCGAGGAAGCCCUCCAGGUAUAUGAAGUUCUAAACUCGCUGAAAGAUUCCGGAUCAGUUAUCGAUUACGCCUCCGGUGUGUCUAUUGGCCAAUGUCUAAAGAGUAUACCGUCUAUGUACAAAGCAGUCGUGGCCCGAAAACUUAUCAAUGCCUUCAAGAUUCCCGGGUAUGAAAAGGCUCGCGACAAUAUUUAUCUGAAGAAAUUCAUACAAGGAGUUGAGGCCAGUUCACCAGAACCUAGCGAUUCGGAUUCCCUUCCCGACGAAGUUAUCUUGAGUCGAGUACGUAACAGGUCAAGGAGCGCGGAGACAGUCAAGUAUUCUAAGUCGGCUCGGAUGACAGAGAGGGUGCACGUCACAGUUGAGGCACGAGAGAAGAUGUUGAGGUCUGCCAAUACAGCCUUACCGUGUCCCGAACCAGCUGAAGAUCUACAGGAUCUUCUAGAUUGUCAACUCGCAGAAAUGGGAUCAGAAUUUGGCGUUACUACAGCGCCCUUCGACAGUCCUACAUUGUCUCGGAGCAACGCUACAAUAUCGGGCUUUAGGAGAACACCUGACCAGAGUCCCAGUGAAGGAAUAAGACUCAAACCAACCGAAGUGCAAAUGGACACCGGCGGUGACCGGAUGGAGGAAGAGGAUAAGACUGCAGACGAUACCGUCGAGAGUUCUCGACCUCAAGAACAUAUCAAACACGUCGAUGACCCUGAGGUCGAUAUCUUCGCGUGGCAGGUGCGGUGGUGGGCGACGAUUCCGACGCCAACUCCAACUCCACUUCCUGUUUACACGAGGGAGCUACAUAAUCUCUCAACCUCGCAGCCGAAUGAUUCGACGACAAAGUCUAACCGAACAGAGAAGAGAGACAGAGAACCUGCUAUGACGGAGCAAGUGGUCAUUCCCCCACAAUGUCCAACAGCAUGUCAGACAGAGAAGGAAGCAUUAUCGUCCAAUAUCAUCGACUUAACGACGGAGGACACCAACUGUCAUGCAUCAGAAAAGGCGGCAAGUCUGAAGAAUACCAACAGACUUGGGGCGAAAAGGCAUCAGCGGAGACACGCAGUUACGAAAACAAGAACCAAAAUUACCUCGAACUCGAACUCGACCUCGACUUUCAGGAAAGUCGACGUACGGCGCGGUAACUCUCACCGAAUGAAUUGUCCUUCCAAAGCCGCGCAUGUCGAUACCUCCAUACUCAGCAGCCUGACCGAAGACGAGGACGAGAUUCAAAUCAUCGCAGAAAGAAGAUAUCAUAACCGACGUCGGCAUGUCCGAAGAACUAAAACAAUUAUCACAAUUCGCAGUCGGAGUUUGAGUGAGAGUAUCAUCUUCAAUCAGCGAGGCUAAGACACGAAUCCUAGGUCAUCCAAAUCGGUCGUCUCAUCAUCUCUCGGAAUCGUGGCUCUUGCUGUCUUCUUGGGGCUGUUCAACCUUGUUGGAGAGGUGUAAAUUCCGAAGGGCUACUUCUUUCUAAACACGCAAGGGCAGAUUCUAAUGUACGACAUUCCUUGGGCAUCGCUAGAGUUGCAGCUGUGAGGUGUAUCGUACUGGGACAGAGCAUUCAUGUUUUUGCUGUCCAUUUGCUAUCGUGACGGCGGAGGAAUUAAGUGUACACGCUUCAUGCCAACUCAUUGCUUCUACCUUCAAGCAACAGAGCUGUCAACGGCAGAUAGAGUGACCCCCUCUUGAAG